AUGCACAAGCAGUUCAUCCAAGGCCCCAAGGUCACUAAGAGCCCAACGCUGACGCCGUUCCUGCAGCUGGAAACGAGCCACGCACCAAAGGAGCCACUGCAGAUCAAGCUGCGCACCAGCGAAAUGGACAUCGUCCUCGACAUUCCCGUCAUCUUUCGCCACGUGCUGUCGAUCAUCGAAAAGAUGCCCGAGAUCACGUCCUUUAUCACCCUUCUCAGUGGCCCUGUGUACACGGCCUUGACAGCGUACGCAGCGGAAGGCGCAUCACCGACAGCGGCAGCAGCCACAUCGGUGACGCCGUCGCCAACAUCCUCACCGGCGUCGCCACCAGCCAAGAAGCGCAGCGACAGCAUCUUUGGGAGCUUCCAGAAGAUGUUUUCAGACGACGACGAGAAGUUGGCUGUGCCGCUGCCCCCAGCCCCGGCACUUGCAGACGACAAGGACCGCAGCGCUGAGGUCAGCAUGAGCGUGGACAUCGGGGCCGUCUACGUGUCGAUUCCCAGCGUCAACGUCAGUCUCUCGUACAUGCGUGGCUGCGACUGA
Saprolegnia parasitica CBS 223.65 is the source of this 543-nucleotide messenger RNA. RefSeq lists its product as hypothetical. The transcript is spliced from 2 exons. Lineage: Eukaryota; Oomycota; Saprolegniomycetes; Saprolegniales; Saprolegniaceae. The record is from RefSeq and is a predicted model, not a curated record. Bases 1 to 543 code for a protein of 180 amino acids.